AUGCCCACGGUUCACCUGCUGGACUAUGUCGCCGGCAACAUCAGGAGUCUGGUCAACGCCAUUGAGAAGCUUGGUUACCAGGUAGACUGGAUCAGAUCGCCCGAAGAUGUCCCCAAGGCCGAGAAACUCAUCCUCCCCGGCGUCGGCCACUUUGGCCACUGCCUGUCGCAGCUCGCCCACGCAAACUACCUCGCCGCCAUCAACAAGCACAUCGAGGCCGGCAAGCCCUUCAUGGGCAUCUGCGUAGGCUUGCAGGCCCUGUUUGAGGGCUCGCUCGAGGACCCGGGCGUCGCCGGCCUCGGCAUCAUCAAGGGCUCCCUCGGCCGCUUCGACGACACGGCCAAGUCGGUCCCCCACAUUGGCUGGAACAGCGCAAACACGGCCGGCCACCCCAUGUACGACCUCCGGCCUGACUCAAAGUACUACUACGUCCACACCUACAAGUUCCCCUACCUCAAGGGCGAGCUCGAGGCUCAGGGCUGGACCGUCGCCACCGGCACCUACGGCUCCGAGACGUUCGUCGGCGCCGUCGCCAGGGGAAACGUCUACGCCACCCAGUUCCACCCCGAAAAGUCGGGCGUCGCCGGCCUCCGCACCAUUCGCGCCUUUCUCACCGGCGAGGGUGCCGCCUCCCUGACCAGGCCGCUCAUGGACGGCGCAUCAUCAUCGGCCUCCUCCUCCGCCGACACCGCCGCCACUAGCUUCGCCGACGGCCUGACGCGCCGCGUCAUUGCCUGCCUCGACGUGCGCGCAAACGACCAGGGCGACCUCGUCGUCACAAAGGGCGACCAGUACGACGUGCGCGAAAAGUCCGACGACCGCUCCGUCCGCAACCUCGGCAAGCCCGUCGAGCUCGCCCGGCGCUACUACGAGGACGGCGCCGACGAGGUCACCUUUCUCAACAUCACAUCGUUCCGCGACUGCCCCGUCGCCGACCUGCCCAUGCUCGAGGUGCUGCGCCAGACGUCGCGCACCGUCUUCGUGCCUCUGACGAUUGGCGGCGGCAUCCGCGACACGGUCGACACCGACGGCUCCAAGGUCUCGGCCCUCGAGAUCGCCACCAUGUACUUCAAGUCGGGCGCCGACAAGGUCUCGAUUGGCUCCGACGCCGUCAUCGCCGCGGAGGAGUACUACUCGCUCGGCCGCAAGCUGUUCGGCAACACGGCCAUUGAGCAAAUCUCGCGCGCCUACGGCAACCAGGCAGUCGUCGUCAGCGUCGACCCCAAGCGUGUCUACGUGCCCAAGCUCGACGCGACCCGCCACAACGUCGUCGCCACCCGCUUCCCCGGCCCCAAGGGCGAGCCCUACUGCUGGUACGCCUGCACCAUCAAGGGCGGCCGCGAGACGCGCGACAUGGACGUCGUCGAGCUCGCCCAGGCAGUCGAGGCCAUGGGCGCCGGCGAGCUGCUCCUCAACUGCAUCGACAAGGACGGCUCCAACUCGGGCUUCGACCUCGAGCUCAUCGCGCAGGUCAAGGCCGCCGUCAAGAUCCCCGUCAUCGCCUCGAGCGGCGCCGGCAUUCCCGCCCAUUUUGAGGACGUCUUCCAGCAAACCACCACCGACGCCGCCCUCGGCGCCGGCAUGUUCCACAGGGGCGAGUACACCGUCAAGCAGGUCAAGGACUACCUGAAAGAAAAGGGGCUGUUGGUGCGGCCAUUCGAAGGCGGUCUGGGCGCUACUCAAGACAGCUGA
Molecule: messenger RNA, 1692 nt
Organism: Hirsutella rhossiliensis
Lineage: Eukaryota; Fungi; Ascomycota; Sordariomycetes; Hypocreales; Ophiocordycipitaceae
Product: histidine biosynthesis protein
Exons: 2
Coding region: 1-1692 (563 amino acids)
Biological process (GO): L-histidine biosynthetic process
Molecular function (GO): oxo-acid-lyase activity; imidazoleglycerol-phosphate synthase activity
Source: RefSeq, a predicted model, not a curated record